Medioppia subpectinata is the source of this 1713-nucleotide messenger RNA. NCBI's taxonomy places the organism in Eukaryota, Metazoa, Arthropoda, Arachnida, Sarcoptiformes, Oppiidae. The record is from the annotation of a GenBank genome assembly.
AUGACCAGGAUCAUGCUAGAAUGCAAAUGCGUGAGCGCGUGGCUCAGUGGUAGAGGGGACGACUCGGACCCCGAGUUGGGGUGGGGGCUAAGCACAACUCCCACUAACCGAGGGAUUAAUGCCGGGGUAGAGCCCACUACUACUGGAUUCAUGGUCAGAGUGUUCUACACGGGAUAUCGUAAUAAUGGACUUAACAUUGAGGACAUGUAUCGGUGCCCCCGAGACGAUGAGUCGGCCCGUAUUGUUAAAAACCUGGAGAGGAAUUGGAUUCUCGAGUGUCGAAAACGGUGUCCAAAAUUUUGGAAAGCGUUGUAUCGGACGUACUCUAAAUAUUAUUGGUUGGCACUCGUUGUAUAUACAUUUGAGGAAUGUGUGAUACGUAUCGGACAACCAAUGCUAUUGGGUAUUGUGAUUGACUUUUUCAGCGACACCGGGAAUAUCACGUAUAUGCAGGCGUGUGUGGCCGCCGGUGGUGUGUGCCUGUGCUCAGCCCUGUUGACCACAAUCCAUCACCCUGCACUUUUUAUGCUGUUUCGUAUGGCAUUGAAAAUGAGAAUCGCCUCUUGUACCCUCAUGUAUAAAAAGUCUCUAAAACUGAGCCGGGCAGCGGUGGCCGAAACAACUGUGGGUCAAAUUGUGAACCUAAUGUCCAACGAUUUCACAUUUUCGGCCUGUUAUUUGAUUAUAGGACCGAUACAGACAGCGGUCGCCAUAUAUAUAAUGUACGGUUAUGUGAGUUACUAUUGUUUCGUUGGCGUCGGACUAUUGGCGCUAUUAAUACCGUUUCAGACAUUUAUGGGCAAACUUUUCUCUAAACUGAGGUCACAAACGGCAAAGUUAACGGACAGUCGUUUGAAAUUAAUGAAUGAAAUAAUCACUGGUAUGCGAGUCAUUAAGAUGUAUGCUUGGGAACAGUCAUUCGCCCGACUCGUGGACACCGCCCGCAAGAGCGAGGUGGGUCGUAUUCGGUUAGGAUGCUUCCUAAAGGCGAUCAAUUUGUCCAUUUAUUACGCGGCCUCACAUAUAAUACUAUUCGCAGUAUUCAUAACAUACGUACUGACGGGUAAUGUAUUGACAGCCAAAGCGGUGUUUGUGUCGAUGUCUUUGUUCAGUACUUUGCGGACAACAAUGACUUUACAAUUUCCUGAUGCCAUCCGAACCACCGCUGAACUACUGGUCUCCUGUCAGCGCAUACAAGUAGUGUUGACACAUGUUAUGACAUUUCUAGAGUUGGAAGAAAGGGAUGAAAGUCCGUUUCCAACCUUAAAGAAUAUAUCGCUUAAUUUAAAUCCGGGCGAUCUCUUGGCUGUGAUCGGACCGGUGGGCGCCGGAAAGAGCUCACUAUUGAUGACCAUUUUGAAAGAACUACCGCUUCUGUCGGGAAGUAUAGAAAUUGUAGGAUCGAUAAGCUAUGCCUCUCAGGAGUCCUGGAGUUUCAAUACUAGUGUUCAAAAUAAUAUACUUUUUGGUGCCGAAUAUAACGAAUCCCGAUAUAAGCGAGUGGUAGAGGUGUGCGCUUUGGAGCGAGACUUCGAGAUAUUCCCGUUCGGAGACAAGACAUUAGUCGGUGAGAGAGGGGUACAGCUGUCGGGGGGACAGAAGGCCCGCAUCACGUUAGCCAGAGCUCUGUACCGGAACUCAGACAUCGUAUUAAUGGACGACCCGUUGAGUGCUGUCGACACUAGUGUUGCCGAACAUAUAUUUGAUAAGUAA